AUGCCCCAUGUUUUCGGCACGCUGCCGGUGCUGGUCCGGGGACAGCACGCCGGCUGUGCCGACGACGAGCGCGUGGUGAUGCCGAUGCGAUGGGGCCUGGUGCCCUUCUUCCACAAGGGACAGGUGGCAGACAUGAAGCUUUCGACGUUCAACGCUCGCUCUGAAGAGUUCCUGAAGAAGUCCAUGUUUUCCCACCCCUUCAAGAAAGGUCAAAGAUGCGUCGUUGUUUGUGAUGGCUAUUACGAGUGGAAAAAGGACGGAGCUGGUAAAAAGCCGUACUUCUUGUACAGUGAACAACGCAAAGAUUGGGACAUUUGCACCAAUGUGAACAGCCUGGAUGAAGAUGACCUGUGGAGUGAGGCCGAGGGAUGGAAGGGGCCAAAGCUCACAAUGAUGGCUGGCAUAUUUGAGUCAUGGAAAUCGGACGGUGACCAGCCGCUCUACAGCUUUACUAUCCUGACCCAGGCGGCCAACUCGCGCCUGGAUUGGCUUCACUCGAGGAUGCCGGUGUUCCUCGUCACGCCGGAGGCGGUGCGGGACUGGCUGUCGGUUGCGGAGACGUCGGACGAGACGGCGCUGGCGCUGAUCACACCCGCGGACUCGCUUGCCUGGCAUCCUGUGUCCGCGGAUAUCAACAACGCACGCAACCAGGAGGUAACGAACAAGCCGCUGGACGAGACCAAGCGCUCAGCUUCGGCCGGCUUCAUGGCCAACUGGCUGGGCAAGGCAGGCAAACGAUCGGAGGGGCAGCAGGCGGCAAAGCCGCCGGCGGAACAGCGGGAGCAGGAGGCGAAGCCGGUGAACCUGCCAGCAGAGCAGCAGGAGCAGGAGGCGAAGCGGCCGGCGGAGCCGGGGAAGCCGGAGGAGCGGGACGUGGUACAGCAGGAGCAGGGGACGAAGCGACCGGUGGAGCAACAAGAGCAGGAGGCGAAGCGCAGCAAGCAGUGA
Pollicipes pollicipes is the source of this 948-nucleotide messenger RNA. Its product is annotated as abasic site processing protein HMCES-like. The coding region runs from base 1 to 948 and encodes 315 amino acids. The transcript is spliced from 6 exons. Gene Ontology annotation, molecular function: single-stranded DNA binding. The record is from RefSeq and is a predicted model, not a curated record. Gene Ontology annotation, biological process: protein-DNA covalent cross-linking repair. NCBI's taxonomy places the organism in Eukaryota, Metazoa, Arthropoda, Thecostraca, Pollicipedomorpha, Pollicipedidae.